UGCACCAACUCUAGCCAUUUUUUGGGUUCCCCCUCGCACUUCUAGUUACACAAUAGUCAUGGAUGGCAUACCCUCUGAAAUGAAGGCAUGUGUUUAUUCCGAGUAUGGAAAUGUUCUGAAACUUGAUCCAGCUUUGCCUCUCCCUCAAGUUAAGGAUGACCAGGUGUUGAUCAAAGUUGUUGCUGCCGCCCUUAACCCCGUUGAUUUUAAGAGAAUGCUUGGGUAUUUUAAAGCCACUGAUUCUUCUCCCCCAACUGUUCCAGGGUAUGAUGUUGCUGGAGUGGUGGUGAAGGUGGGAAGCCUAGUGAAGAAAUUCAAAGAAGGGGAUGAAGCGUAUGGGGAUAUAAAUGAGAAAGCUUUAGAAAACCCAAAAAGGUAUGGGACUUUGGCGGAGUACACUGCAGCGGAGGAAGGAUUAUUGGCCCUUAAACCCAAGAAUCUGAGCUUUGUGGAAGCAGCCAGCCUUCCCGUCGCCCUUGAGACUGCCUAUGAAGGGCUUCAGCGAUGUGGGUUCUCUGCAGCUCAAUCCAUUCUCGUUUUGGGAGGUGCUGGUGGCGUUGGAACCCAUGUCAUUCAGCUAGCAAAGCAUGUUUAUGGAGCAUCCAAAGUGGCAGCCACCGCCAGCACUGGAAAACUGGACUUGCUGAGGAGUUUGGGCGCCGAUCUGGCCAUUGAUUACACCAAGCAAAACUUCGAAGACCUCCCAGAGAAAUUUGAUGUUGUCUAUGAUGCAGUUGGGCAAAUUGAGAGGGUAGUGAAGGCCGUGAAAGCAGGCGGGAAAGUCGUGGGAAUCGUGGGAAGUCAAGAGGCUCAACCGCCGCCGCCGGCGUUCGUUUUCGUGCUCACCUCGGACGGAGGCAUCUUGGAGAAACUGAGGCCUUACUUGGAAAGUGGGAAGGUGAAGCCGGUGAUUGACACCAAAAGCCCAUUCCCAUUCUCUAAGGCUGCUGAGGCACUCUCCUAUCUUCAAACCUCCAGGGCUACCGGAAAAGUGGUUGUGUAUCCAAUCCCUUAAUAUGUUGUAUCAUGUGCGUGUAUGCAUACAGCUUGUAAUAACAAGAAUAAGCGGAUCAUGAUGAAGCAUAUAUAAUAAGAUGAUAUGAAAUUUUAACUA
Malania oleifera is the source of this 1114-nucleotide messenger RNA. RefSeq names its product 2-methylene-furan-3-one reductase-like. The record is from RefSeq and is a predicted model, not a curated record. The coding region runs from base 59 to 1015 and encodes 318 amino acids. Gene Ontology annotation, molecular function: oxidoreductase activity, acting on the CH-CH group of donors, NAD or NADP as acceptor. The transcript has 4 exons. NCBI's taxonomy places the organism in Eukaryota, Viridiplantae, Streptophyta, Magnoliopsida, Santalales, Ximeniaceae.